This is a messenger RNA of Lottia gigantea (owl limpet), 462 nucleotides long. RefSeq lists its product as hypothetical. The annotation marks the transcript as partial. NCBI's taxonomy places the organism in Eukaryota, Metazoa, Mollusca, Gastropoda, Lottiidae. Gene Ontology annotation, cellular component: nucleus. Gene Ontology annotation, biological process: cell differentiation; regulation of transcription by RNA polymerase II. The record is from RefSeq and is a predicted model, not a curated record. Gene Ontology annotation, molecular function: DNA-binding transcription factor activity, RNA polymerase II-specific; RNA polymerase II cis-regulatory region sequence-specific DNA binding. The transcript has 3 exons.
CCCUACUACGAUUCUACUGAUAAUCCAUACACAAGGUGGUUACAGACAAACGACCCACUACAGUAUCAAAUGAUGAAUUCCAGACCAAUUAGCAGUCCGCAAGAUGAGGACAGUUCUAAACAUGAUAGUUUGAGUCACCCCACCUCCCCAGAUGGAAGAACAGAAGGUACACCAAACGGCGAACAAACAAAAAAGAGUCGAAAAAGACGCGUGUUAUUCUCAAAAGCUCAGACAUAUGAACUUGAACGACGAUUUCGACAGCAGAGAUAUUUGUCUGCCCCUGAACGAGAACAUUUAGCUAGUAUUAUCAGACUGACGCCUGUACAAGUCAAAAUCUGGUUCCAAAAUCAUAGAUAUAAAUUAAAACGUGCGCGACAAGAAAAGGGUUUGACAGAUUUGAAUCCUUUACCUUCUCCCAGAAGAGUUGCUGUCCCUGUUCUAGUGAAAGAUGGUAUCCCAUGU